UCUCUUAUCAUCGAGCAGGUAAAUUCUGCUCAGGUAAUCACAGUCUGCGUGUUGUGCGUCUCCCAUACGGCCGGUGGCGCUGUGAGCCGGUGACGCUGCUCUGACCACCGCUGUGUUGCGUGAGGAAGGAAGUUUACGCCCGUCCAUGUGUUCUCACACACUUAAAUGUCCUUCUGUUGUUGAUUAUAUUGUUUAUUAUUUACUCUAAUUGACUCUCAAGAAGGACUCGUUGAAAAACAGUGAGCUAUGGAUGAUUUUGAGGCUGAAUUGAAUAUUCCAGCGGCAGAUUUGGAGUCUCCAGAGGAAGAAGCGCCAAAUCAGGGGCUGAUUAAAGAACCAAUUCACCUUCACAUACCUCCAAAAUACAAAGGUCGAUCCAGAGAAACUGGCUUCCAUAAAUCCACCAGAAAUUGUUUGAAGAUGAUCAGAGAUGCAAUGUUGCAUCAUCGCUGGCAGGAAGCGGCAGAAUAUUUCUCCUCUUACACUCAGACACUGGAGGACACCACUGUCAGCAGACAAACAAUGGCAUGUGAGAUCAUUUGGAGACUUGGCACAGAAAUUCUGCAUCAUCUCCCUAAUGCCACCGCUGUAGAUUUCAAUGCUUUAUAUAACCAGACCAAAAACUCGGGGGUCCGAAACUACGCUAAGAUCUGUUUGGAGCACGUGUUUCAUCUUCUGCUGAACGGACAGUUUGAUGAAGCCAAACGAGAGCUGUCCAUCGCAGAGAGCUGGAGAUACGGGAAGCAGUCGGCCGCUCAGCCCCUGGAAACGAAAUUCAUCCGCGCCUACUGCGGCUUUCUCGAUUACUUAAUCUGGUGUGACAAGAGACCCACAGGAUCAGAAGCAGAGGAUGUGAGCGAUAAUCAUGAGAUGCACAGCUACUUCAGACAAGCUUCAGUGACGCUGCGGGAGAUCAUCAGACAGCCUGGAAUCUGGGAUCCGUUCGUCUUAAGUUACAUUUCUAUGCUGGAGUUUUACCACAAAGAGGACGAAGCUUUGAAGGUCCUGCAGAAUUACGCCUACAACACCGAUUUCCCAUCCAACCCGAACGCUCACAUCUACCUGUACCAGUUCCUGAAGAGACACAAAGCCCCGCAAUCUAAACUCAUCAGCUCGUUACGGAUUCUGCACUCUUUGGUUCCCAGUCAUGAACUGAUGCUGGAGCUCUGUGAUCUCCUAGUGCAGACACGGUCAGAGAGGAAUUUAGAAGAAGCUCUGAGAGUUUCCAUGGACCUGCUGGAGUUUUCCAGUUGGAAGUUUGAAACUAAGGCUUGGCAAUGUCUCCUGGACAUUAUGAUGAAUACUAAAGAUAAAUAUUGGUUGCAGUUCAUAAAGAAGGAGUGGUCCAUCAGGAGGUCGCUGUGGUUAGUCUUGCACUUCAGAGCAUACAUUGGCAGAAAAGAUUCAGUCCAGAAUGUCAAACUGCUGAAGAUCAAGACACAAGUAUUGAGACGAAUGGGUGAAGGCAACAUUACCUACUUUGGAAUUUCUCUGAAGGUCAGGAGACGUGAGCAAGCAGACAAGGCACAACAAAUCGAUGACGGCUAAAAGUUGAAAAUAUUUCGUUUUCUGAAAUCCAGGUUUCUUUUGUUACAAAUUGGUGUACGAGUUGUUUUGUAUUAAUUAUGCAAUAAUAAAUGUGUCCAUUAGUAUGGUAAUACAGAUAGAGUAAUGAUUAUUUAGCAUGUGCUGUAGCACAACAUACACAUCAAAUGCCAAAGUUGCCAACCAGAAAAAGUGCCAUUAUAUAUUGUUUUGACAUAUGGACAAAAUAUUAGAAUAAAUAUGUAAACGACGUGUGCAAAAAUAACAGUGGUUGCAUUGAAAAGAUUGGAAAUGCAGUGACAUUUACAGAGCGUGUAGUGACAGAUAGUGACCACUAGGAGGCGCAAAUGCUGCAUCUGACUGACCUCAUCAAAGGACGUUACAGUUCAGAUAUUGUUCUCAGGAACAUUUUUAGUUGUUUUGAUCCUUGACACUACUUCUUGAAAAGGUGCACUGAAUUGUUUUUAUUUUAAUGGGAAAAUAAUGUAAUGCAACAGUAACAAUGCAGUAAAUGCAACCUUGUUAACCCUUUAAGCUCGGAUGGGCCCUGGAGAAAACAUUUAAAAAGAAAUAUUAAGCCCCAGAGUCAUGACAACACAAAAUAGGUAUAAUUUGAAAGCUUCUAAGCUCUGCUUUAUGACCAAAAACUGAACACGUCCUUUGAAAUUUGCAGACAAAUCAGAAGUGUUCAGUUUUAAUCAUUAAAAAAAGAAAUUUGCAUUGUGCAUAAUAUUGCAAUCAUUAAAAGCAUCAGACUGAUCUAAUAUCCAUGUGUCAUAUGUUGCUGGAAAGCUCUGAAAGAGCAGAAUAUAACCUGCCUAUUUGUGUUACUUGCAGACAAAACAUUAGCGUGUAAUAACUAAGCCAGGGCUGGACUGGUAAUCUGGGAUACCGGGUAUUUUCCCGGUGGGCGGACUGGCCAUCGGGGCCAGUGAGUCGGCCGCAUAAUGGGCAGCGAUAAGCUAAAAUGAGCCGCCGUGCUUUGCAGAACGGACCACAAAAUGGCGCCGCAAUAUGCAGAAAGGACAAUGAUCCCCCCCCUCGCUCAACAACUUUUGGGCCAGUUACUAUGUAAAAUCCCAGGCCAAUGUCUCUUCCCAGUCCAGCCCUGAACUAAGUCCAUGUCUUUGACAUUCAGUGUUUCAUGUGAACAGGUGUUGCUUAUAAGCCACGUUUUGGCUUAUAACUUCAAAGAACAUAAACUAUCGUAACUUUAUUUACAUACAUUAUUUAGAGGCAGGUGAUUAUCUUUCAAACGAGUCCACACACAAGAUAAUCAGAUGUAUAGAUCAUUAGAUAAUCCACAUGAAGCACAAUGUUACAUAUGACCACCAGGAGAUGGCGCCAAAUACACGACACAGACUCAAUGAUGACUCAAAUGACACAGAAUGAAACUCAUUCUGUGAAAUCUCAUGAGUAAAAUCAUGUCUGCAUGCUAUGCAAACCUUUAGUCAUUGUUGUGUUUGCAUGUGUAAUUAGUUCUUAUGUACAAUUAUUAUCUUUUAUUUACGUAAAGAGUUUAUCUGAUGUAUCUUAAUCGCAUGGCCAUCUUAACUCAAUGCAGCUCUCCGAGCAUGUUGUAUAAUUGGCUUUCGACAUCAGACAGAUGGUGAAAAAUGGUUUGAAAUGAAUCACAAACAUCUCAGUCAUGUGAAGCAGUUUUGCUCCGUGCCAUCUGAACACUUAUGCUCACCAAGAUGUUCGGCUGCUUCAGCAAACAAACUCCUUCACACCUAAAUCAUAUGUAGAAAUGAUGCUGAACUCUCUGGAGGCUUGUCUUUCAAUACAGGAAUAUACUAAACAGGCAAGACUUAGCAUGACCGGACCAGCUACAGCAUUAGCAUAAAGCUUAGCUUAGCUUCUUAUAGGUCGUUUCAGCAUUUCACAACAAGCAAGCACAUUAAAAACAGUGCAGAUAAAUGCAGCACAACAUGUUAAAUACUGCAAUUUAAAUAAUAUAAUUUUUUUAUGGUAAUGAGGGUUUUUUUUGGGGGGGGGGCAACACUUUGACUUCCAUUAAUGUGUCAUAAAACAUUAUUUAAUGCUUAAAAGAUUGUAACAUGAAAGUGCAGAUUUAUUAUUAUCUGAUAUUUAUUAUCCAUUUGAAUAAAAUAACAUUUACUGAUCUAUUAAGCAUUUCAUAUGUUAUUAAUGAAAUUAUUUACCAUU
This is a messenger RNA of Xyrauchen texanus (razorback sucker), 3714 nucleotides long. It is a transcript of the gene taf1a, whose product is annotated as TATA box binding protein (TBP)-associated factor, RNA polymerase I, A. Gene Ontology annotation, biological process: transcription by RNA polymerase I. Bases 247 to 1548 code for a protein of 433 amino acids. The record is from RefSeq and is a predicted model, not a curated record. Gene Ontology annotation, cellular component: RNA polymerase I transcription regulator complex. The transcript is spliced from 10 exons. NCBI's taxonomy places the organism in Eukaryota, Metazoa, Chordata, Actinopteri, Cypriniformes, Catostomidae.